CGGGAGACGGCGCGGAGGGAGCGUGCGGUGCCGUGCAGCCCCUGGCCCCUCAGAGCCGAGCCGAGCCCCCGCGCCAUGCCGGCCGCCGCGCCGYCCCCGCUCCACCCCGCGGCGGGAGCCUGCUGCCACUGCCAGGGACGCCAAAGUUUGUUGGACCAUUCGCCACGUGAUGCAGGCUCAAAAGGAAAAGAGAGGAAACUACAUGGGACUUGUCCUCCUGUUGGUCGUGGGAGUUAUGGAAAGCCAUGUUUGGGCGAAAGCAGCCCCAGGUCAUCAUUUUUCAGYCCCCGCAAUGGGUUUCACACGAUACAUUCAGAGCACAGUCCUGUGAAGCCAAGGAUAAUUACAGUGGUGAAACCUGGGGGGCGCACGCUCAGGAGGAUAACCUUGCUUCUYAACAGGAGAUCGGUCCAGACCUUUGAACAGCUGAUGGCUGACAUUUCAGAAGCUCUGGGAUUUCCUCGUUGGAAGAAUGACCGUGUGAGAAAGCUUUACAAUCUGAGAGGCAGAGAAAUCCGAAGUGUUCCUGAGUUCUUCAGGGAAGGUGAUGCGUUCAUAGCUAUGGGGAAGGAGCCUCUUACUUUGAAGGACCUGGAGGUGGUAUUACAAGAACUUUAUCCAGAAAAUCCUUAUGCUGCCAGUGCUGCCAUUCAGCAGAAUGAGGAGCAGUCCCAAAAGCUGAAAAGCAGGCUGUAUGACAAGGCCUCGAAAGUAGACAGUGGYUUUGAUGAGACAGAAAUGUCCAAGAACUGUGGCGAUGGCUUGUCAUCCCAGCUGGCAGCUGGACAUGAAGGAAAAAGUCAAGCCAAGACAAAGCAAGAGGAAAAAGUGAAAACUAAAAAAAAGUGGACUAGAGAGAGCUGGGGURGUGAGCCUGGAGUGAAGCCUUCUAGAAAAACACGAGAAAGUGAAAGAUACCUUAACCAUGAGAGGAGUUCUGAGGAAGGCUUAGAAGACAGUGCGGAGAAGGUGCUGAGGUGUGAGAAGUGUGAACAGGAGAGGCAGGCCAGGGAGAAGUUACAGAGGGAAAGGCAGRCUGAGGCCUCAUUUGAGAAUAGAGACUUGAACACAGGCGCCUGUCAGAGGUACAACGUAGAAAGAAAUGCAAAAAUCAGGAACUGCCGAAAACCUUGUGAAACUUGUCUGGAGGGUGAGGAAGUUGGCUGGAAAGACAAUAGCAGUAGGAGGAUCUGGAAGCCAUUACACAGGAUUGUUAAUGAAGGRCUGGAAAAGAAAAAAAGGAGCACUGAGAAGGAAAGGGAUGUGGAGAAGCAUGAAAACCAUGGGAAGGAAGUAGUAAAAAUCAGGAAGAACGCUGUAGAAGGGCUCCAGCUGUCUCRUGAAGUGAAGGAAGAUAAUGGAAGUAGCUGUGUAAUGAACCAAACUGGCUGGGUAAAGAAAGACACUCUGAGGGAUGCUGAGAAAAUGUCUAAAACACACAGGGAGGGCAGAGAGGGACAAAGGGCUAAAGAGGAAGCUGCCAGAAGGGAAGGGAAUGCCAUAUGUAGAGAGAGUGACAUGACUCGACGAGAAAAAACAGGGGAGCGCAGAGUGAAUAAAGAGGACGCCAAGGCUCAGGGAUUGGAGARCAACAGCCGGAGGUAUGCCAUUAAAAGCAGAACUGAUGUGGAAAAACACUAUGAGAUUGGCAGAACUAUUGGGGAUGGGAACUUUGCAGUGGUGAAGGAAUGUCGCCACUGUGAUUCCAAACAGAUCUAUGCUAUGAAAAUAGUUGAUAAAUCCAAGCUGAAGGGGAAGGAGGACAUGAUGGAAAGUGAAAUUCUGAUUAUUCGGAGUCUCUCRCAUCCCAAUAUAGUAAGCUUAAUUGAGGUGUAUGAGACAGAAGCUGAGAUCUACUUAAUCCUAGAGUAUGUCCCAGGAGGGGACUUAUUUGAUGCAAUCAUAGAAAGUGUGAAGUUCACGGAGCACGAUGCUGCUGUCAUGAUCACUGAUCUGUGUGAAGCAUUGGUUUAUAUUCACAGCAAGAACAUUGUCCACAGGGACCUCAAACCGGAGAAUCUUUUGGUUCAACACAACGCAGAUAAAUCUACUACACUGAAACUGGCAGAUUUCGGCCUCGCAAAGCAGGUUACAAAACCCAUAUUUACUGUCUGUGGAACACCAACGUAUGUUGCUCCUGAAAUACUUGCUGAGAAGGGCUAUGGACUUGAAGUAGACAUGUGGGCAGCCGGUGUGAUCCUGUACAUCCUGCUCUGCGGUUUUCCCCCUUUUCGCAGUCAGGACCGCGAUCAAGACGAGCUGUUCCAGAUCAUACAGCUGGGUCACUUUGAGUUCUUAUCCCCUUAUUGGGACAAUAUUUCUGCAGCAGCRAAAGACCUCAUCACCAGGCUGUUGAUAGUGGAUCCCCAGAAACGCUACACAGCACGUCAAGUACUUCAGCACCCCUGGAUCAGAACAGCUGGGAAAACUAACAGCAGGAAUUUGCAGAGGGAAGUGACCAUAAAUAUUGAGCGCCAUUUCCGGGCCCAGCGCCGAAAGGAAGUUGCUGAUGAGAAAACAUGAAMUCUUUCAAGCUCAUUUUGUCUUCUUUUAAUUGAUUAACAGUUCAUUUAUGUUUUCUAAAUGAAUUGGGAAUUCAAUGUGUACCUGUUGGUGGCUAUUGCCAUGCCUUUUUUUUUUUUUGAUUCUGAGAUUCUGAAGGACAAAGAUCAAAUUUACACUCACCUCCUCUGAUCUUGGCAGUCUCUCUGUUGAAAGCAGUGAGGACUAGAUAAAUUCUGGAGGGUGUCUAUUAUUUUUCUUUAAAUACUGAUUUUGGCUUUUACAUCUGUUUAAGAUGGAAAAUGUUUGCUUAUGUGACUGGCACUAGUGGUGAUUCUUCUCUCAUCGUUUUUGUAUAAUACCUUUGAGGGGUUUUGUGUUUAUAAUGUUUUCAAAAUAGCUGUCUGCAUACACAUCUUGCACUAAUUCUUUAAACUGUCUUUUCACUAAUUCCUUCUAGCCACAGAGAAGGAAGAAUAAAAAGUAAAUGCAUU
Messenger RNA from Malurus melanocephalus (red-backed fairy wren), 2996 nucleotides. RefSeq names its product doublecortin like kinase 3 (gene DCLK3). The coding region runs from base 76 to 2523 and encodes 815 amino acids. Lineage: Eukaryota; Metazoa; Chordata; Aves; Passeriformes; Maluridae. Gene Ontology annotation, molecular function: protein kinase activity; ATP binding. Gene Ontology annotation, biological process: protein phosphorylation; intracellular signal transduction. The record is from RefSeq and is a predicted model, not a curated record. The transcript has 5 exons.